AUGGCUCCCUUUUAUUUUUACAAUAACUUCAUGCCCGGUUGCGAGGCGUGCUUUUCGUCUGCUGGCCGCGGAGGCUGCCGAGUUGUCAAGGCCAACGGCGAGGCCACGUUUGUGUGCCAGUCGUGCCGCGACACGAUCGCCAACAUCAUCUUCCUCGUCCCCGACGUCGCGGCCGCAACCGCGCUCGUCAACAACGGUUUCUGCCAGUUCUGCUUCUCCAAGCCCUCUGCCGGAAUCUGCUGCAACGAGUGCGCCGUCAGGACCCCCGACGAGCUCGAGUUCGUCGCCCGCAAGGGAACGAUCCUCGUGCUCCUCGCAAACGCCCUGCAGCAGCCUGGCGCUCGCGAGCAGAUGCUCGAGCCCAUCCUGAACGCUGACAAUGGUGGCGUGAUUCCCGUGGUCGCUAGCCCUGCCGUCGUGGGCGGCGGUGAGCAGCUUCACUUUGACCCAGCCAUGCCCGCUCGCGAGUGGCAGAACAUGCCAGGCGAUGCCGAGUUUGGUCUUUACCCUAACCAGGACUUUCAGUUCGGAAACCAAGCACACGUCCCUGCUGCGAAUGCAGACGUACCUAAGGUAGAGCCUAUGGACUAUGUCAACGGCGUCGGCCAUCCUCACAUACCCAUCCCCGCCCCGCCUGUCAACCAGCCUUUCAACCCGCCUAUUAACCCACCCGCCAACCCGAUUCUUCCUCAGGUCGUUAUGUCCGCAUCAGCUCAAAACGGAGAAGUGAACAGCAGCAGUAAUGCUACACCUACAUCAACUGCUGGUCGCUCCCUCGCGUCUCGCAUACUUGGCGUCCCUGCUGAGAGAGUUGAUUCUCUUGAUCCUCAGCCCGCUCAGCAGCCUCCUGGUCAUGACAGUACUGACGAGGAGCCCAUGAACAACUCCGAGCAAGAUUAA
Molecule: messenger RNA, 900 nt
Organism: Pyricularia pennisetigena
Lineage: Eukaryota; Fungi; Ascomycota; Sordariomycetes; Magnaporthales; Pyriculariaceae
Exons: 1
Coding region: 1-900 (299 amino acids)
Source: RefSeq, a predicted model, not a curated record